CAAUCAAUUUCGACCGACUUGCACAUUUUUUUAUCCAAUUUACAAUCAUGGCGUGUAACGAAAAUAUAAUAAAAAACAUGGCAAAUGAAAUAACAAGGAAUUGCCAAACUCACAAUGUUCAAGUUGAAAAUGAAUUUGUUAUUUAUAUGAUUGAGUUGUUGCUGCUGAAUCCGAAAUAUGGGAAGCUGUUUACGAAGACACUGAAUAGGGAUAAUUUGGAGUAUUUUGUCAAUGAAUUUGUCUCUAUGAUGACUGGCGACCAAACAACAAUAAACACGCUCAAAAUGCAAUUCAUCAUCCAGACCAACUACGACAAACUCCCCUACCUCAUCGAGAAGCACCUCGACUCCAUAGAGACCACCCUACGACCGCUUGUCGUGGAGAUCCUGGAGGGAGACCCCGAGCAGGGCGAUGAGGCGGAGUUCAAGAAGCUGUUUCGGAAGAUCUCGAUUUAUAUUAUAUUGGCUAGUGGACUGGGGAAUCCUGGGAUGAUUAUGACGUUAAAAGAAGGAAUGGCUGCACUGGAGAGCGUCUUCUCCCUAGAAGACUUACAACUCUUCGUGGCACUGCCUCGCUCGGAGAAGAAAGAGCAACUGACAGAGCUGCUAGCCAUCGUGUCUGGGGUGCGGCUCUUUAACAGAGACUGCAAGAAGGGCGGCGACCAGAUACCGGACCUGCCUUUCAACCUAGUGGACGCGGGCAAAGCCUGCCUCGCCGCUCUAUCGAACUCGCUCUUCGGCGUGAUGCAGCGAGUGAACACACUGACAGCAGCUAUAGAAGAUACCGUGGCGGUUGAGAGUGAGACAGGGAACGUGAUGAUAAUGUUACCGGACAACACGGAACUCUCUUUAGAGAAUUACCAACACAUAUUCAACCUCCUCGCCUUCAACCGUCAAUACGAAGUGAUAAUCCGAAGGUUGCUCAGCGACGUAGAACUCAUGGUGUCCAACGCCAAUUUAUACGUCGAGCGAGUGAGGGAGGCGCUGGAAAACUUGCAUGCUGCGGUCAAAUAUAAGGCGGCUGUGCCGGUUGCUGUGGUUUUCCCUCUAUUCUGUCGUCUCUGGCACACGUGGCGCGGCAUGCAGAACAUCAUGUACCUCGUCUCCACUGUGAACCGUCUCAUGUCCGCCCUGGCCAACCUUCAGGGCCAGAUGCCGAUGCCUUCGGACACUUUGGACGCCAUGUUAGCAGGCAAGGAAAUAAUAACAGACCAGCAGCGUCUGUCGCGGACCAUUAGCAUCGACGAGCGACUCAGCAUGGGGGCCUUGAGGUCCUACGUGCAAGAUUCCCCGUUAAACAGCGAGGAGCAUACUCAGUACCUCGGAUUCUGCGCGCUCUGUCUAUGCGCCGGCGCGCUCGUGCCCGGCAACCCGCGGUUCGGUCUCAUCAAACAUGUCGGCCGCCGGUUUGCAUUCUGCUCCGUCAAGAUGGCGACGCAGUUUAGCAAGGAACCACAACGCUACGUGAACGAGGUGUUGGACUACGCCCGGAACAACCCGCAUGUGAUAAAUCUGCUCAACAUUUGGGAGGCCGUUUACAAGGUGCGAGACGUGGAUAGUCUGGUCGUCAAGCAUGUCAAGAAGAUCAAAGUGCACGAGAAAGAAAUACAGACGGAGACGCACCCGAUACCAGAAUAUAUGGAGAAGAACUACCAUUGGGACCUGUGGGAGUGGAAGCGGCGCGCCUGUCAAUGGGCGUCAAUAGUGAACUGCCGCACAAAAUCCACUCAAACCAACUACAGCCACCUCCGCUCCGAGAUCCAAUGUCAGACCGUCGAGCCCCGUGACAAGUGCUACCAGACCAGGAAGGAUGCGGGGAUGACUACGGACUUCAGUAACAACUUUAUUUGGGGGCUGAGGGGGCAAAUUGGGUACGGGCAGCACUGGAUGGACUUUGUGCAGAAGAGUCAUCCGGAGAAGUUAAAAGCCCAAACCUUCACUGCGUGCACGUGGCCCUGCGAGCCCGCCACGCCUCCCUCAGAUUCCGACUUCCAAGAACAGUUCAAAGAGAAGAAAGCUCUUUUCAACACGAGCGUUACAACUAUCAAAAGCAUUCGGUUUUCAAAAUUCGAUUUUAGCUGGUAUAAGGAAUAGGGAAUACGCAAAACUCUGCGUAGGGGGCACCACUAGCACAAACAGUAAACCGCCUUGAUGCAUCAAUGCCAUGUUUAUUAGUAACAAAUAAUCGUGAAAACGUAUCAAAAACUGUUUACGGCAUAGUACUCUAUGGUUUACGGUUUGUGCUAGUGCUACGCUCUGGCAGUAGAAUAUUGCAGUAAUAUCACAGAAGAAAUCAUAGUACUACCGUACAGAAAGGACACUUCCUACAAAGCCGAAGUUUGACAGCGGUUCAGGGUCGAAUCAUACCCUUACUACCCUUUCGGCUAUUUAGGGUUGUCAAAAUUCAAGUGAUUAUCUUAUCUGUGGUCGCGCACGCAAGAGGAAGUCAAGUGGUGCCAACCCUAAUAACUGCUCGGAGCAAUGCUGAGCCGAACGGAGCCGUGUUCGACCGAAGUCAGGAGUGUCUCCCCACUGGUAAUAUAUACCUUCUCCCUAUAGGAGUGGAAUGUCAACUUUUAUAGGACAUUUUCGUACCAUCUAUGAUGCUUACCAGUA
This is a messenger RNA of Cydia splendana, 2615 nucleotides long. RefSeq names its product cilia- and flagella-associated protein 206-like. The record is from RefSeq and is a predicted model, not a curated record. Lineage: Eukaryota; Metazoa; Arthropoda; Insecta; Lepidoptera; Tortricidae. Gene Ontology annotation, biological process: regulation of cilium beat frequency. Bases 48 to 2093 code for a protein of 681 amino acids. Gene Ontology annotation, cellular component: axoneme; ciliary basal body. The transcript has 12 exons.